Prunus avium (sweet cherry) is the source of this 1740-nucleotide messenger RNA. NCBI's taxonomy places the organism in Eukaryota, Viridiplantae, Streptophyta, Magnoliopsida, Rosales, Rosaceae. The record is from RefSeq and is a predicted model, not a curated record.
CUAUAUUUGCAAUUUCAAACGUAUUGGUCUAUCUUUUUUGUCAACCAACGACUCAUUUAGGUAUCUUACGUGGCAACUUCUGAAACAUGCCUUGUUAUUGUCCUAAUGGUCCUAAUAGUCAAUGACUACCUUUCAAAGAGGCCAACUUUUCAAACCCAGAGAAACGUGUCUUUUACUUUUAGUUUUUAGCUCUUCCAUCUUCUCUGCCUAAUUUUUGUGCUAAUUUUUUUCAAUAUAAAAGUAUUUAGUCUCAGAAUAUCAAUGCAAGCCAUGAAAAGCCUUUUUGUGUGCUCCUUCUUGUUCUCUUUCCUAAGUAUCUCAACUACAACCACACUAGACACAAUCAUUCCAAGUCGAUCUAUGAGAGAUGGUGAAACUCUAGUUUCAGCAGGUGGAAGCUUUCAACUGGGAUUCUUUAGCCCUGGUUCAUCAAAAGGUCGAUACUUAGGAAUAUGGUACUCUGUUGAUAUUGAGACAGUUGUAUGGGUAGCCAACAGAGAAACACCACUUGGCGAUUCUUCAGGAGUUUUGAAGGUCACCGAGCAAGGAGUUCUAGUCCUUCUCAAUAGCUCAAACAGCAUGAAAUGGUCAUCCAAUUCAUCUAGAACUGCAGGGAAUCCAGUAUCACAACUCAUGGAUUCAGGAAACCUUGUUGUGAAAGAUGGAAAUGAAACUAACCCUGAUAACUUCUUGUGGCAGAGUUUUGAUUAUCCUUGUGACACAUUCCUACCAGAAAUGAAGCUUGGUUGGGACUCAAGUACCGGUUUUGAUAGGUACGUCUCGUCUUGGAAGAGCACAGACGAUCCGGCUCCUGGAGAGUUUUCAGUAAGGAUGGAUCGCCGUGGUUUGCCACAAGUUGUUAUUAUGAAAGGAGCUAAGAUAACGGCUAGAGUAGGGUCAUGGAACGGCCUUUAUUUUGCAGCAUAUCCAUAUCCUCCACAAACACGGGAAAACCAAAUACUUGGGCGUAAAUUUGUGUUGGACAAGGAUGAGGUCUAUUAUGAGUACAGGCUUCUAAACACGUCCAUAUUCUCGAGAAAUAUGGUGAACCCAUCAGGCAUUGUGCAGCGAUUCACAUGGGUGUACCAAAGGCAUAGUUGGGAACUUUCCUAUACACUCCAAGCAGAUCGGUGUGAGAAUUAUGCCUUGUGUGGUGCAUAUACUAGUUGCAGUAUCAAUGUCUCUCCCAUAUGUGCAUGCUUGAAGGGAUUUGUACCAAAAUCUCCAAAAGAUUGGAAUUCAGGAUAUUGGUCUGAUGGGUGUGUUCGAAAGAUUCCAUUGGCUUGCAGCUAUGGAGAUGACUUCCUAAACUACACUGGUGUUAAAUUGCCAGACACAUCUUCCUCAUGGUUUGAUAAGAGCAGGAGCCUCAAGGAAUGUAAGGGAUUAUGUUUGAAAAACUGCUCAUGUACGGCAUAUGCAAAUUUAGAUAUCAGGGAAGGAGGAACUGGCUGUUUGCUUUGGUUUGGUAACCUCACUGACAUAAGACAAUUCACUUCCGGUGUUGGUCAAGACCUCUAUGUACGGUUGGCAGCUUCAGAACUUGAUCAUAUUGAGCGAAAGAGUAAGUUCAACAAGAAAAAGCUACCUGGAAUUCUCAUCAGCUCUGCAGUUUUGCUUGUGGGAACGUUACUAAUUGGAUUGAUAUUGUAUAUACGGAAGAAGAAACUCAGAAAUCAAGGAGUUAGAAGCAUAGAUUGCACAAAACAUUACCUUGGAGAAGACAGGGAAGACAUGGAG